Dalotia coriaria is the source of this 4021-nucleotide messenger RNA. It is a transcript of the gene Sec31, whose product is annotated as secretory 31. Gene Ontology annotation, cellular component: endoplasmic reticulum exit site; COPII vesicle coat. The coding region runs from base 121 to 3858 and encodes 1245 amino acids. The transcript is spliced from 10 exons. The record is from RefSeq and is a predicted model, not a curated record. Gene Ontology annotation, molecular function: structural molecule activity; protein binding. Gene Ontology annotation, biological process: endoplasmic reticulum organization; intracellular protein transport; COPII-coated vesicle cargo loading. NCBI's taxonomy places the organism in Eukaryota, Metazoa, Arthropoda, Insecta, Coleoptera, Staphylinidae.
GAAGUGUCGACUUGUCACUUUGUUAUUUGUGUUUAUGAGUGAACGACGAGCGGCACCAAAAAAUAAAUAAAUGCGAUUCAUUUGAUCCGGACGUGCACCACUGGAAAUUAGUAGUGUAAAAUGAAAGUGAAAGAUUUGGAACGUACGGCGAAUAUCGCCUGGUCGCCGGCGAACGUGUCCCCCAUCUACUUAGCCGCUGGCACCGCUGGCCAACAACUCGAUGCCUCGUUUGAGACGAACGCCUCGCUGGAGAUCUUCGCCCUAAAUCUAGAUGAGCCAGGAACUGAAGUGGAGACCAAAGCAAGCACCAUCAGUGAACACAGAUUUCACAAGCUUGCAUGGAGCAAUUAUGGUAGUGAUGCAGGCACAAUCGUCGGCGGUUGCGAUGCCGGUAUUAUGCAGAUAUACAACGCCAAUAAGAUGCUGCAGGGUGAGCCUGGACUGGUGUCAAAGCAGGACAAGCACACAGGUGCUGUGCACUCAAUUGACUUCAACCCCUUUCAGAACUACCUGCUGGCAUCUGGUUCUGUCUCAUCAGAGAUUUUCAUCUGGGACCUGAACAACUUAUCAGCACCAAUGACACCCGGUGCUAAAUCACAACCAUUUGAAGAUGUGCUUAGUAUUCAAUGGAAUCGUCAAGUUCAACACAUCCUAGCGUCCACGUUUUCGUCGAAAUGUGUCGUGUGGGAUUUGAGGAAAAACGAAACAAUCAUCAAACUUACCGAUACAGUAUCGCGCAUUCGUUGGAAGGUGGUCGCGUGGCAUCCGGAAGUUGCCACGCAGUUGUGUCUGGCGUCUGAGGAGGACCAAGCGCCGGUGAUUCAACUUUGGGACUUGCGUUUCGCCACAUCACCACUGAAAACUUUGGAGAAUCAUCAACGCGGUGUAUUGUCAAUGGCAUGGUGUGCACAAGACCCUGACUUACUGGUUUCCGGCGGUAAAGACAACCGCCUCUUAUGUUGGAAUCCUAAUUCUAAUCAACAAGGAGGUGAAAUUCUUUCCGAGGUUGGAACUACUAAUCAAUGGAGCUUCGAUAUCGCAUGGUGUCCGAAAAAUCCCGCUUUGAUUGCGACGCCUUGUUUCGACGGGCACGUUUCGGUUUAUUCAUUGCUGGGCGGAAAAGCGCAGCAAAUCCAAACCACGAAUAAGAUUGCUGACAGUUUUCCGGGAAUGGAUGCAGGGGAUUAUGUGCAGGCACCGGUUCAACAACCCACUGCCAACUUAAGUGUGGAUUUGUCGAAAGCGCCAAAAUGGUUAAAGAAACCAGUUGGAGCUUCUUUCGGUUUCGGCGGUAAACUUAUCAGUUUCGAUCAUGAUAAAUCCACGCCAUCACAACAGGCUGCUGUAAACGGGCAGGCCCCGCUCGUCCCACGACAAGUUUAUAUUAGCCAAGUUGUUACCGAAUCGGAGCUGGUCCGCAAAAGUACUGAACUGGAACAAGCAUUAGAGUACGGAAAUUUCACAGAUUAUUGCCGUAACAAAGCGGACGCUUCCAUCGAUCAGCAUACGCGCUACGUGUGGCAUUUCUUAAAGGCGAACUUUGAGCCGAACCCAAGAACUGAAUUUCUUAAUCUACUGGGUUAUAAGAUCGAAGACGUCAAUGCUAAACUAGCACCGCAUAUGCUUCCCAAAGAGGAGGACGCUCUCAAUCAGCUGAACCAACAAUUCAUGACUGCCAAUCGGAUCGACACCAACGACGGGUUCGAUCAAAUCAGAACUCAACAGCAGCAAUCGGAGCCAAAAGUAUUAAAACCCUACCGCAUCCAUACUGGUGAUGAUUCCGACGGUUUGAUAGCGCAAGCGUUAUUGCUCAACAACGUUGAAGCAGCCGCGGAUUUGUGCAUCAAGGCGAAGCGCUACGCGGAUGCUAUCAUUAUCGCCAUGACCGGGGGACCAGAGCUAUGUGCACGCACUCAAGCUAAAUAUUUAGAGCAGUGCGAGGGCUAUGUGUCUUCUCUGAUCUCAGCUUUGAUUAGGGAGGACUGGGUGUCGGUGAUCAACAAUUGCGAGAUUGAAAGUUGGCGCGAGGCUCUUGCAGCCAGUUUGACUCAUUCUUCAGAUGAUGAUCUGCCAGUGCUUUGCGAAAUGAUGGGAACUCGUCUGGAACAAGAAAGUUCAGCUCGUUCAAACACGAAAUUGCUGCAAGAAGCGCAACUUUGUUAUAUAUGCGCUGGUAGUUUUGAUAAACUGGUGACGUCCUGGACAACGAAUGCUAACAGCUCCAACGACGAUCUGCAAGACUUGGUCGAACUCGUCACAUUCCUGCAGAAGUCGGUUGAACGCCAAGGAAAGCAAGUGCAUGUCACCGGCCGCCUGGCCGAUCUUCUAUCCAACUACGCUCUAAUCCUAGCAUCCCAGGGAAAUUUGAGUACUGCGUUGUCCUAUUUGGGUUCUUCGAAGGACCCAAACGUCGCGGAUUUGCGCGAGCGUUUAUACAUCGCUCUGGGUCACAAACCCGCUGCAUACGCGCCAGUUCAACCACGUAGUCGCCAAAACACUCACCGCUCUUCCAUCACCUCGGCGUUCCGGCCCGCUGUGGUGCCAAAUGCAGUGCCUCCCGUUACGCAACCAUGGCAGCAACAAGCCACCAAUGCGCAACCUGGAUGGCAGGCUCAAGGACUCUCGCAGACGCAAUCGGCCGCCGCUCCGUGGCAACAACCGCCUGCUCAGCCGUGGCAAAAUCCGAUUAAUAGCUUUAACCAGUCACCGCCGUCGCCUGGUCCACCCAUAUUGCCGCCUAUGAAUGCGCAACCACCGCGUCCGAUCAGCGUUGGACCCACGGGUCUACCGAAGAAUAAAUAUGUUGUGGAUCCAUCGGUGCAAAGCGGAGGAUAUGGCUCGCCGAUGCGUAAUAACAGCUUCAAUAAUGGAAGCACUUACGGGACGCCAUCCUUCCAACCUCCGAUGAUUCCGGCACCGCAGGUGAGCAUGAUGUCCCCGUCGCCGAACAUGAUGAUGCCGCAGCCGCAGGCAACGCCGUAUGCGACGCCAUUUGUGCCUCAGCCAACUCCGCAGCCUGAGAUGCCAAUGCCGCCAACGUCGUCGGCAAUGAACGCGCUACCGCCCACGGCUGCUCCCGGUUGGAAUGAUCCGCCGGUUCUGCACAAGGCAGCGAAACAAUCGUUAUAUGGGGAGAACAAAAUGUAUGCGGAACAUUCCGGCAUGCGGUUGUGGAAGAAAAGCACAGAGUUGGCUAAGCCAGAAGUCCCACAAAACCCGAUAACACACCCGAUAUUCGGCACAGCGCCCGUCACACCACUCCAGCCAACGUCUAACGGUUACAUGGACCCCACACAACCGCCGGCGCCUACACAGGCCUACAACCCUUACAUGAGCCAACCAAGUGUGCCCAUGAUGCCGCAGCCAGGCAUGGAACCCAAUAUGUUCCAGCCACAAACACACCCGCAGCAGUUUGGCAACUUUAAUACACAACCGAUUAUGCAUUCACAGUUGGCGCAGCAGCCCGCUAAGGUAGAAACUGCUCCUCAGGAGGCCGCCGAGCCUGUGCCCAAACCUCCUAUCCCAGAGGAACACAUUCACAUGCAGACGGUAUUCGAUGAAUUGCGGAUGCAAUGUGGCAGAGCGGCAAAUAAUCCGCAAACGAAGAGAAAAAUUGAAGACGUCGGAAGAAAGCUAGACACGCUCUAUGACUUAUUACGAGAACACAAGCUUUCUGCGAAUGCGCUGGCCGGCCUGCAUCAAAUGGUGCAACAGAUACAGCACGGUGACUACCCCGGCGGACUAGCAAUGCACACCCAGUUGGUUUCGGGGCCCGACUUUGCGCAAAUCGCCGCGUUUAUGCCCGGACUGAAGGUGCUACUGCAGUGCGCACUGCAAUUACAAGUCUACCUGAGGUAAACACACCACAAUCAACGCGCCUCGUCGUAUUUACAUGAUUUCUAACAAAUUAAACAUUAUAUUAAUUAAACAAUUAUUGUAUUGAUGAAGAAAACAUGAUGAAAAAUUAAUUUGUCGCAAUUAAUUAAAGUAAUAUACAUAAAUAUAUAUAUAUACAUAUAAA